AUGCCCAUUGCCGCCGCCCAGAGACAGUGCAAUGUCGCGGACGUGCUGCCGGCCCAGCAACAACAAUCCUCCUCCACCCCCUCCGCGCCCAUGACCCUCGCUCCCUCGCCCUCCACACUCCCUCCCGCGCCGACGCCCUCGGCCAAAGACGUCAUCCGCUCGCAGUUCGACCUCGAGAUCCUCCUCAAGCACCGCGAGCUCGCGGUCAUCGAGGACGAGAUCGCAAAGGUGCACAUCAUGAUGCUCCAGCUGCGGCGCUGCGCCGGAAAGAUGCUCGCCAACGACGACCCCGACGACUUUGCCAAACACUACGCCCAGUACCUCCUUCCUGACCGCCGCUACUCCGCGCCCGCAGACCCCUCGGCCGCAGACGCGGACAGGAGUUCCUCCACUGCCUCCUCCGCGGCUGACGCGCCCAGAUCGGCGUCGCUGCUCUCGUCGCGGAUCCACCUCCCGCAGUACCACUCCACCACCGUCGGCGGCAACCCGCCACCCACGGGCUGCAUCUACCGUCGGCAGGACGGCAUUCUCGUGCGUCUGGUGUGCUCGGACUGCUCGCGCGUGUCGUUCGGCUCCGCGCAGGGCUUCAUCAACCACUGCCGCAUCUCGCACUCGCGGGAGUUUUCGUCGCACGAUAACGCGGCGCAGAUGUGUGGAGUCGAGCUCGAUGAGGAAGAUCAGGAUGAUAUCGGAUUAGGUGCUUUCAGACACCGGCGGCACAUGCAGCUCAGCGCCGGCGCGGUUUCGUCCUCGCCAUUCUCCGCAAUGGCUGCCGUCAACAACAGCAGCAGCAACAGCCGAUCGUCAGUAGCAGGCAAGACAAUCCCUGGAUCCGUGCCUCCUUCGACACCAGCGCCAAUCACCGAACCCGUGCUUGAUCCGUCGACGACCUGCCAAAGCCGGACCUACGACGCCAAAAGCUUCCCGUGGGCGAAAGCAAGCACGGCAACGGCUGCAACCUCCACGCCGACGGCGUCGACGCCUGCGAGCGCAAAGGACGGGAGCGACUCUAGCUUCCUUAGUCACCCGAUCACGCCUCCGAAUGAGGAGGUUGGGCUCGAGCAGAUCCCACGGCAUGUGCCAUCUGUGGAUAUGUCGGCAGUGGGCGUGACAGAGAAGAGCGAGAACAACAAAAUGACGACAGCGGCAGCUGUACAGAGUGCACCGGCACCACAGUCACAGCCACAGCCACAGCAAACGGCGACGCCGAACGCAUCACCGGAGAUUCCAGCGCCAGCGACACGCCAUUUAUCGCGACUGCUGAAGCGGAAACAAGUGGAGAUCCAAGACCUGGACGACAUGGUGCGGGAGUCUGUUAAGCGGGACCCGCGGGGCCACUUGUUUGCGGGUGAAUCGGAUGCGUCGGACGUGGACGAGAUCGAGGACGUGCUGGUGCGUAAAAAGGAGGAGAUGAAGCUACCUUCGGUAGCCAAGUUCAAAAAGAUGAUGCAGGAGUCGAUGAAGGAUAGCAGUCAGCAGGGCAACGGGCAGCAGACGCGGGACCGGCCUGUGGGUAGCGGGAUCCGGAUUCUUGCAAACUUCAAUUGA
Myxozyma melibiosi is the source of this 1548-nucleotide messenger RNA. RefSeq lists its product as uncharacterized. The record is from RefSeq and is a predicted model, not a curated record. NCBI's taxonomy places the organism in Eukaryota, Fungi, Ascomycota, Lipomycetes, Lipomycetales, Lipomycetaceae. The coding region runs from base 1 to 1548 and encodes 515 amino acids. The transcript has a single exon.